CAUCUCAGGAGGCAUGCGAGGAGGCUUUAUUAGAGGCAAGCUCCCUGGGGUUGGCCAGGCCUGCAGAGCUGCUCAUGGGGUCUGACUUGAUACGCCCACAGGUUGCUGUUCGUGCGCUUGUCUCUGCUUGCUGUAGAGGGUUUGUCAAUGUAGUAGACACGCUCAUUAAGUGUGGAGUAGACGCCAAUGCAAUAGAUAGAGUUCUGCUUCGAUCUUCCAAGCCAUCCCUGCAUGCCAAUGUUGACUGUAAUGCGCUUACUGCUGCAAUUGUCAGCCGACAAAUAUCAGUGGUUAGAUUGUUGUUGCAGGUUGGCGUCCGGAUGGACACUAAGGUGAGGCUGGGAGCCUGGUCUUGGGACAUGGAUACAGGUGAAGAAUUCCGAGUUGGUGCUGGGUUAGCCGAGGCUUAUUGGGUCACUUGGUGUGCUGUGGAGUAUUUUGAAGCAAGUGGUGCUAUAUUGCGGAUGCUUCUCAGACACCUCCCCCUUAACACCCUUCACUUCGGGAGGACUCUCAUCCACCACGCCAUCCUAUGUGACAAUGCAAGAGCAGUAAAAGUGCUGCUAAACUGUGGUGCAGAUAAAGAACUUCCGGUUAAAACAACUUCAAAAAAAGAGUGCCGCCCUAUCCAUUUAGCUGCACGGCUUGGAUCAGCCAAAGUGCUUGAGCAGCUGACAGUCGGUGGCUGCAAUCUCAACUCUCGAACAGAUUCUGGAGAAACUGCGUUAAUGAUAUGUGCUAGAUAUAAGCAAAAGGAAUGUCUAAAAAUCUUGGCCUCAGCUGGUGCUGAUUUUGGAUUGGUCAAUUCAGCCGGUGAGUCUGCUAGCUUAAUUGCAAGGUCAACCAAAUGGGCUCUUGGCUUCCAGCAAGCAGUGAUAGAUGUGAUUCGGGAUGGGAAGAGUCUGAUAUCAAGCAAUGUCUCAGUAUUUUCUCCCUUGAUGUUCGUGGUUCAAGCAAAUGAUAUUGAAACCUUGAAACUGCUCAUUGAGAAGACAGAUAUCAAUCUUGAUGAACAGGAUGAAGAUGGAUUCUCUGCUGCUAUGAUAGCUGCAGCCGGAGGUCAUGUGGAAGCUUUCAGGUUACUGGUUUAUGCAGGGGCCAAUGUAAAGCUGCAGAACAAAUAUGGCGAAACGGCAAUCACCUUAUCGGAGUUAAGCCACCACGGAGAAGCCGUCGAAAAGGUGAUGCUUGAUUAUGCACUUGAAGAGGGACAUAACUAUUCCGCCGGUGUUCAUGCUCUGCAUCGUGCAGCGCACCGGGGCGACAUAGAUUUGAUUUAUAUGUUAACUAGAAGAGGUUAUGAUGUGAAUGCCUAUGAUAGUGAAGGAUACACCCCGCUAAUGUUAGCUGCAAGAGGAGGCCACAGCAGAGUGUGUGAGCAUUUAAUUUCAUGUGGGGCCAGCAGUGAUCUUAAGAAUCCGAAAGAGGAAACUGCACUCUCGCUUGCCAGGAAGAAUGGCUAUGGAACUGAACCAGAGAAUGUAAUAUUGGACGAACUUGCUAGACAACUUGUUCUGGGUGGGACUCAAGUCAAGAAGCACACCAAAUGCGGCAAAGGAGCUCCACACUAUAAAGUAUUAAGGAUGGUAGGUGCUGUUGGGUUGUUGCGGUGGGGAAAGUCAAGCAACAGAAAUGUGGUUUGCAGAGGUGCUGAGGUUGGUCCCAGCCCAAAGUUCCAGUGGAAUCGCCGGAGAAAACUUGAUGUUGAAGACCCUGGAAUGUUUCAUGUAAUCACUACAAAGAACAAGGAAGUGCAUUUUGUGUGUGAAGGUGGAGUUGAAACGGCUGAGUUGUGGGUAAGGGGAAUCAAGCUUGUGACAAGGGAAGCUAUCUUUGGAACAAGAGCAGAGUGAUCUGUGAAUGGUGGA
Hevea brasiliensis (rubber tree) is the source of this 1868-nucleotide messenger RNA. RefSeq lists its product as uncharacterized. The record is from RefSeq and is a predicted model, not a curated record. Gene Ontology annotation, molecular function: protein binding. Bases 75 to 1853 code for a protein of 592 amino acids. The transcript has 3 exons. NCBI's taxonomy places the organism in Eukaryota, Viridiplantae, Streptophyta, Magnoliopsida, Malpighiales, Euphorbiaceae.